UCGAAAGCAAAAGAGGCGCGUUGGGGGGAUUUUUGGCUCUGCGGAGGAGGUUGGAGGUGGUGGGUGCGGCGAAUUUUAGGGACGGAGGGAAGCCAAGCCCGGCCAGCCUAAAACGAGGCUUCGGAUCGAGAAGGACCAAACGGCCGCGAUUGGAAGGACUUUCCCGGCCGCGGAAGGAAGAGCCCGUCAGCAAGAUGCUGGUCCCUGUCGUGUUUCAGGCUCUUCUGCUUCUCACCGACCGAAUCCUGCUCUCCUUGCUGGCUGGCUGGGGCCCCUCUAUGGACUCCCUGGGGGUUACAGCGGCUUGGCUGGAGGCCGCUCUACGGCUGGUGGUUCUCUGUGGGGCCAGGGGCCUGCUCUCUGUGGGUGGGACCUCCCCGAUGUCCUGUUCCACUGUUGCUGCUGUCAGCAUCUUGCCCCCUUUGUACCUGUUGGUGGGACACUGGCUUGGGGACCCUCCCCUCCUGGUCUCUUCGGCCGCUUGGUCCUGGUGGCUGGCAAUCUAUGGGGCGGUGGGCUUCUCCCAGCUCCUCUGGGGGAUCCUGCUAGAAGGGCAAAGCACAAAGGAGUCCCGGAAGGAAGACAAGGCCACCCUUUGGAAGAUGCUCAGACUUUUCGGUCCAGACAAGCUGUAUCUCACUGGCGCUUUCUUGUUCCUCAUCCUGGCAGUGAUUGGCGAAACGUUCCUGCCCUAUUACACCGGGCGUUUGAUUGACAUCCUGGGCACCAAAUAUGACGCAGAAGCUUUUUCGACAGCCAUCUUUCUUCUCUGCCUGGUUUCAUUUGGAAGCUCCGGUUUUGCCAGCUGCCGUGGAGGCCUCUUCAUGUUCACCAUCUCCCGGAUGGUCAUCCGGACUCGCAACUUACUCUUCUCAUCUCUGGUGCGGCAAGACUUGGCCUUCUUCCAGGAGGUGAAAACAGGGGCGCUGACCUCCCGCCUUUCCAAAGACACAACCAUGAUGAGCCACUCGGUGCCGCUCAACACCAACAUCUUCCUACGCAACCUGAUCAAGGCCAUUGGGCUCUACAUAUUCAUGAUUGGCCUGUCAUGGCGCCUGACGCUGUUGAUGCUGAUUGAGACCCCGCUCAUGAUGGCUGUCCAGAAGGUCUACAAUGCCCGUCACCAGGCUUUACUGAAGGAGAUCCAAGAUUCGAUGGCCUGCUCAGAGGAAGUGGUGCGUGAGGUAAUCUCAUCCAUGGAGACAGUGCGCAGCUUUGCCACCGAGGAGAAGGAGUCACAGCGAUACGAGGCAUCCUUGGGGGACACCUGUCGGCUGAAGAACCAAAGGGACUUGGAAAGGAUCAUUUACUUAUUUGUUGUACGGGUCCUCCAGUUGAGCCUGAAGUUCAUCCUGCUCUUCUGUGGCUACCAGCAGAUCCGCAACGGUCUCAUGACCAAAGGAAACCUGGUCUCCUUCAUCCUCUACCAGGCAAACGUGGGGUGGCACGUGCAGGCCUUGAUUUACACUUACGGGGAUGCCCUGAGCAACGUGGGCGCUGCAGAGAAAGUCUUUGAAUAUCUUGACCGGGAGCCAUCUGUCCGCACAGAAGGGAAGCUGUCUCCAAAAUCUCUCCCUGGACGUGUCUCCUUCCGAAAUGUUUCCUUCUGCUAUCCCUCCCGCCCUGAGAUCCAGGUCCUGAAGAAUGUCUCCUUCGAGCUCCGUCCUGGGGAAGUGACGGCAUUGGUGGGAGCGAAUGGCAGCGGAAAAAGCAGCUGUGUUGUCCUCCUAGAGCACUUCUACGAACCCCAGUCCGGGGAAGUCCUGUUGGAUGGAGUCCCAGUUGGGAAAUAUGAGCACAAGUAUCUCCAUAGGCAGGUGGCACUGGUGGGCCAGGAACCCGUCCUAUUCUCUGGGUCCAUCAGGGAGAAUAUCACUUAUGGCCUACAAGGCUGCAGAGAGGAAGAUGUGAGCAGAGCAGCGGAAGAAGCUGAUGCCUUGGGAUUCAUCCGUGAACUGGAAGGAGGCUUUGAUGCAGAGGUGGGGGAGAAAGGGGGCCAGCUCUCCAUCGGGCAGAAGCAACGGCUGGCCAUCGCCCGGGCCCUGAUCCGUGACCCAAAGGUCUUAGUGUUGGAUGAAGCCACGAGUGCCUUGGACCCCGAGAGUGACGCUGCAAUCCAGCGGUCUGUGCAGAACAGUGGGACCCGGACGGUGCUGGUGAUUGCUCACCGGAUGCAGACGGUGGAGAACGCAGACAAGAUUGUGGUGCUGGAAGGAGGAGAGGUUGUGGAGGAGGGGACUCACACGGAGCUGAUGGGCCGACAAGGCCCCUACUACAGACUGGUGGAAAGGACCCAGGCAGAGUGACUUCCAGAGUUGCAACGGAGAUGGUCAGCCACAGGAUCCACUGCUUUUGUAGAUGCCAAAUGCAUGAUUGACUGGGGAAAUAGACAACAGCACUCUCUUAGGGAAAGUGUGUGACCCAGAAGCUGGCCUGUUUAGCAGCUCUUGGCCAGUCAAGGGUUGCUGAAUUGCAGCCAUUUGGAAAAGGAGGCUGUCUUUCUCAUCUUGGCACAAUUCAUGUGGAGUUAAGUAGCAACUUGGGCCCUGGAAACUCCGUAGUGAAAGAUGCACAAUCCCGUUUCAAGCAACUGUUUUGUUUAGCAAAUACACCAAUGCCCCAGUUUUUCCUUUGUUUAAAUUUAAUAUGUGAGAUCUUUUUUACAACCUGCUCUUUUGUCACACUUUUUAAUAUUAGUUGCAGAAACUUUACUUCCCUUUUAUUUAACAAAAUAAAGUCUCUGUGUAAUCCCUUUUAGUUCUAGCAAAUCUGCAUGUGGGGACAAGUCGCAUAGGUAGGUCAGAGAAUCCUACAGAAUGGUUGCAUCAUUCAAAUUUGUACUACUGGAAGGCAUACUAAACAUAUUAUGCAAAGAGCCAGCUCUAGAGAAGGGCUGGGGGAAAAGGCGGAAAGAGAAGUGGAUGACCAGUGCAAGGGGAAUGGAUUGAGUUACUGAAGUGAAGGGAAGCCCUGAAGAUCCAGGUAGGUAUCUGGAUGCUAAGAGUUGACACUGACUUGAGGGCACUCAAUCAGUCAUCUAUAUACACUAGACUAGUUCAAACCAGUUUUUCUCAGCAAUAACAUGAAAGUAGGUUAGCUAUUACUCCUUUCAGAGGAGUUUUUUCAGCUUCCCAGUCACACUCAGUUUUGAGGCAGCAAACCAUGAGCAAGGGAUUCGUGGAUUGGAAGACAAUGAAACAAUGGGUAGUUGAAACAAUAUGUUCAGCAAAGUAAUAGUUACUUCUAAUUAUACACUGUAAUCAACAAGAAUAUACAGUAGUUGCAAGCAAGGCUACAAAAAACAAACCUUCACUGGAGUAAAAGAAAUUGCCAAAAUAUGGUCUGCUGCAUCUUUCAGCGUCAUUCUGUUCCUGGAAAAGAAUACUGGAUGUCUUCAAUUCUGGCAGCUGCUAUCAGCCAAACCCAUUUUAGUCUAACCUUGUGUUGUGACAACUAAGUAGUGGGUCUGUCUAUCCAGAAUUUCCAUUUCAUUCUAGUGGAUCCCUCAUUUUGGUUCUUGUUUUAUGAGGCAGGAAGAAUUGAUCUGAUCUUUUUACAUCAAAGUUAAGUGUAUGUCUUUUUUCUCCCAACUUCAGACUUCCUUUCUAAUCUUAAGAAGACCCAAAUAUUUACUUUCUAAAGAUUCCAGGUUGUUAUUAUCCAUGUCUCAGUGUAAUUAACGCUUGGGUGGUAAAUAAGAUUCCAGGCCAAAGAUCUUUGCCUGUUCCACACAAUAAACUUUUCCCCAUGUUUGAAUCCUUAAGUAACUUAACAGAAUAACAGAGUUGGAAGGAAUCAUGGAGGUCUUUCUGCUCAGACAGGAAACCCUACAUUAUUUCAGACAAAUGGUUGGCCAAUCUUUUCUUAAAACCCUCCAGGGUUGGAGCACCCACAACUUCUGGAAGCGUAACUUGUUUUGAAUUAAACUUAUUGCAUGGAUUUAUAUGGUUUCUCCUCUAUGGAUCCCCUGGUAAAAAGUAAAGGUGCUGUAAUUAAAGCAUUUUCCACACUCCAUAUCUAUAUGGUCACGCCCGUGUGGAUCCAAGUCCUUUCUUAGCAAAGCUGUUUCCACACUACAUUUAUAUGGUUCCUCCAUUGUGUGAAUCCUUUCCUGACUCAUAAGAUAUCUUAAGUAAUUUCCACGCCAUACAUUUAUAUGGUUGCUGCCCAGCGUGGAUUCUUUUGUGAGAAUUAAGUUGUCCUUUCUGAGUAAAGUUCUUCCCACAAUCCAGGCAUUUAUAUCAUUUUUUCCCUGUAUGGAUUCUCUGAUAGUGAGUCAUAGUAGUUUGCACUGAAGUCCUUUCCACAGUGCAUUUUUAAUGUUUCUCCCAUGUUGACCCUCUUGGCUUUUUUAAAAAAUCUUUUCUGCUUGUUUUUUCUUGGCUGCUUGAGUCUUUCAUCAUUCAGUUUUAUAUGGUUUCUCCACUGUACAUCCUUUUAUGACAAGUAAGCCAACUAUAUACUCUGAAGCUUUUACAUACUGCACACAUUUAUAUGGUGGCAAGUAAGGUCUGUGUUGUGAACCUUCCAAACAGAUGCUAUGUUCCCCAUGUCUGCAAACAGGUGUAGAAAACAAACGAUGAGCAAAACAGUGGUGUACUGACUUACUCAUAAUUUCCUCGGAAACUCCUGUGUCUGUUAUCAUAUGAUAAAUAAGGCCACUACUUCAUCAUCUAAGAACUGUGGUGGCACAAUGGUUAGAAUGCAGUAUUGCAGGCUAACUCUGCAUUCCCACUGCUAGGAGUUCGAUCUUGAAGGUCGACUGAGCCUUCCAUCCUUACGAGAUCAAAAAAAUGAGGUCCUGGAUUGUUGAUGGCAAUGUAGAGAGGACUGUAAAGCACUAUAAAGUGGUAUAUAAUUCUAUGUGCUAUUGCUAUUCAGCUUUUCACACACAAGUGAAAUAACUUUUCUCCUGUGUAGAUGUUUGGAUGGUAAAUAAGAUCCCAGCUCAAACCACAGAUCUUACAUAUUCCAUGAAAUGAUAAACUUCCUCCCAUGUCUGGAUCCAUUCUGAUGAGUAAGAUCUAAAUUAAUUCUAAAUUAAGCUUAUUCCAUGAACUUAGAUUUUCCUAUAAGCAGCUUUUUAUAAGAAGUGCGCGCCACUCAAUGCUUGUUUUGACAUUCUAUGAAUUAUCAUUUUCUCCUUUGUGGAUCCCUUUAUGACAAGUAAAGGACCUAUACACAUUAAAGCCUUUUCCAUACAAAGCAUUUAUAUAGUUUAUCUCAUGUGGAUCCUUUGGUGACAGUAUGGUCUCUUUGUCAAUAAAGCUUUUUCUACACUACA
This is a messenger RNA of Ahaetulla prasina, 5284 nucleotides long. RefSeq names its product transporter 2, ATP binding cassette subfamily B member (gene TAP2). The record is from RefSeq and is a predicted model, not a curated record. Lineage: Eukaryota; Metazoa; Chordata; Lepidosauria; Squamata; Colubridae. Gene Ontology annotation, molecular function: ATP binding; ABC-type oligopeptide transporter activity; ATP hydrolysis activity. The coding region runs from base 195 to 2306 and encodes 703 amino acids. Gene Ontology annotation, biological process: antigen processing and presentation of endogenous peptide antigen via MHC class I; transmembrane transport. The transcript is spliced from 12 exons. Gene Ontology annotation, cellular component: TAP complex; endoplasmic reticulum membrane.